CUAAAUUUUCAUGGCUUCUGACAACAAAUGCAAGCGUCCUUGUUCCUGCCUGUGAGAAAGAAUAAAGACCCCGAUAGACAAUAUUAUCUUUUUGUUCGAACCCUGGUACUGGAAGCAGACGAAAGGCUGUUGUUUUAUUCGGGUUGGACACGGCUGACUAUUUGAAGGAGCAGAAUGUUUGACCGUGGGAGACUCCUGUUAUUGCUGUCAGCUGUUUGUGUGUGUCACGCAGUCCAAGAUUUCCCUCAGCUGAGUCACGUGCGCACCAAAACUUCUGCACAAGUUCAGCGUGAGGCAGCUCUUGAUGUCAUCGGUCGCCUCGUCCGCGACAGAGCCUCGGACUUUGAGGUCAGGGUCGACCAGAAUGUGGGUCCCAAAGACAAGGAUACGUUUAAGCUGAGCUCUAUAGAAGGAGGGAGGAUUCUGAUUGAGGGCACCAGUGGCGUGGCUGUGUCUAUGGGCUUCUACCACUAUCUCAAGUACUGGUGCAACGCUCAGCGUACCUGGGCCGGUCAGCAGACGGAACUGCCUGCCACUUUACCAUUGCUUGACAAGCCUGUAGUCGUCACCACCCACGACAAAUUUCGCUACUACAAGAACGUGUGUACGGAGAGCUACUCCUUCGCCUUCUGGCAGUGGGACCGCUGGGAACAGGAGAUUGACUGGAUGGCUCUACACGGGAUCAACAUGCCGCUGGCCUUCACUGGACAGGAGGCCAUUUUCCAAAGGGUGUACUUGAACUUGGGCCUAACCCAGGCAGAGCUGGACGAACACUUUGGGGGACCGGCCUUCCUGGCUUGGGCAAGAAUGGGCAACCUGCGACGUUGGGGCGGACCGCUGCCUCAGAUGUGGAUCACCAACCAGCUGCUGCUCCAGCAUAAAGUUCUACAGCGCAUGCGCUCUCUGGGCAUGACCCCGGUGCUUCCGGGCUUUGCGGGGCACGUGCCUCAGAAUCUUACAAGGGUGUUCCCAAAUGCUAAUGUCACGCGGAUGAGAAGAUGGUCUCAGUUCAACUCCACGUACACAGCGACCUAUCUGUUGCAGUUUGAGGACCCACUGUUCCAGAAAAUUGGUGGAAUGUUCAUACAGGAGAUGACCCUGGAGUUUGGUACAGACCAUGUUUACAACGCCGACACUUUUAAUGAGAUGGAGCCUCUGUCUAGUGACCCCAAGUACAUCAGAUCGGCGGGCAAGGCUGUGUACAGUGGCUUGUUAGCUGGCGACCCCCAGGCAAUCUGGCUCAUGCAGGGGUGGCUGUUCUUGGAGGGAUAUUGGAAGCCGCCACUGGUCAAGGCUUUGGUCACUUCAGUGCCAAUUGGUCGUAUGAUUAUCCUUGACCUUGCCUCGGAGUUGAACCCGCUGUUCAGCAGAUUUGAGUCCUACUAUGGGCAACCGUUCAUCUGGUGUAUGAUUCACAACUUUGGCGGAACCAACGAACUCUACGGGGCUGUAGAUGCAAUCAAUGUGGGUCCGUUCAAUGGACGUAAGUUCCCAAACUCCAGCAUGAUUGGCAUUGGCCUCACCCCCGAAGGCAUCAAUCAGAACGAAGUCAUGUACGAGUUUAUGAUGGAGAACGCCUGGAGGACGGAGCCCAGGGAUGUUGACCAGUGGGAACUGUUUACAACUGUUCUGAUGGUCACCAUGACAACGAUAGAGUGUUCCUGACGAGACGUCCAUCCACAAAGAACUCGUACUCUAUCUGGUACAAACCCAGAGACCUUUUCCUGGCCUGGGAGGGUUUUGUCAACGCGUCCAACGACCUGGCGGGGAGCCAACUGUUCCAGUACGACAUCACAGACGUGACCAGGAACAGCCUGCAGAUUAUCUCCCUCUACUACUACUUCGACAUGAUGUCUGCUUUCCAGAAAAAUGACUCGGCGGGAGUUCAAGCUGCCGGGGUCAAAAUGAGUGGCCUGUUGGCCGAUAUGGAUCACGUACUCAGUGCCAAUGAUCGUUUCUUGGUGGGUGGUUGGAUCGCUGAUGCCAAGUCCUGGGCAACUGACGCAGACGAGACCAAACUGCUGGAGUACAACGCCAGAAACCAGAUCACUUUGUGGGGGCCUGACGGGGAGAUUGUUGAUUAUGCCUCCAAACAGUGGGCCGGAGUGGUUGCAGACUAUUACAAACCACGAUGGGAGUUUUUCUCCACUUGGCUCACCCAGCUCAUCAAAAAUGGAAGCAGAUUUGAUGGCUACAUCUUCAACAAGAAUGUUAUGGCACAAGUGGAGACUCCGUGGACUGUGAGCACGUACCCGUACCCUACGGAACCCACAGGAGAUGCAGUUGCUAUUUCUAGGGCUCUGUUAGCCAAGUAUCAACCGGUCAUCCACAACCCAUUCUUCCAGAAGAUCUAUGAGAUGUCGCAAAAACAACCCAAACGACAGAAGGUCGAAAGUUUGAUCCGUAAGAAGUUUCGACUGUCAUCGGACAUCCCUGUUGAAAGCGGAACUUGGCAGUUUUCUGUGAUGGAGGAGAGAAUCCGGGUGGAGAUCUCUCGUUAAUUUAAGUCAAGUUUAGAAUGAGAUGAGCAAUAUUUCCGCUAUGUGUCUCUGCCAAGUAUAUCUAAUGGACAGUCACUUUUGCCAUUAUUAUUUAUUUUUUUUGGCUACGUCUACAUUCCAUCUAUGAUUCCUUCCUAUUUUUCUAUUGCGUAUGUGACACACUUCUUACCUGGGAUUGUAAUUGUACAAUGUGAAUCUUUAUACAUUUAAAUGUUGUGGCUGAAAAAGGUCUGUCGGAAGUUGAAGAGAGACUGUUCUGAGGCAGCGGGAAAAACACCAUUGUGACACAGAUGAAGGUGGUGAUUGGAGACCACUCACUUUAAAUAAAAAGAAAUUGAUUAAACAAAUAAUUUUUAGAAAUAGGUUUCCUCACAGUAAUCCCACAUGUGGAUUUUCUAACUUUAAGAUUCAGAGAGCAUUCUAUAAAUAUUUUUAUGGGGUGAUGUUAUGAUAGGAAAAAAACCUAAGUUUUAUUCUGCUACUUUUUUUUUGGUUUCUCAACUUGUCGUCUUAAAACUGUAGUUCUUUAAUUUUUCUACAAUUUUGAUAUAGAUGUUUCUGCUUACUAAAAUUAAGGAAGUUGCACUGGGGAAUGGUGUGGAAUGCAGAAAGUUAUGAGCAAAUUGUUGUAGUUCCUUGUGGGGUUCAAGCUGUCAUGUGCGUGCUAUCAAAGAUGCAGAUUGAUUCCUUGUCCAUGUAUCCUUUGCAUUUUGAGAUGUGCGUAAAUAUAAAUGCUCAACCAACCAGGUUGAUAUUACUGUAUUACAUCAUUUUGAUGCAAAUUUCUUAUUUCAUUUUUAAAUGACGAGACUAGAUUAUUUUAUGUAAGUGGCCAUUUCAUUUCUAAAUGUUGAUAUUAUAAAUUUUAAAAAAUUAGUUUCUAUUUAAUUGUGAAAUGCAUGCAGGCUUUAUGAAGUGACGGGUGUCUUCUGUAAGUGUUUGAGUCUGAAUGCUUCGGCCAAUUUUUACAGUUAAUUGUGUAGGUGUUAUAUAGAUCUAUCUUUAUUUUAUAUACAUAUGAUAUAUUCUUAUGACUUGACUCUUGUUAGAUGAAGUACUUAUCUGUGCUAUGGUGACGUUCUUCCCUGGCACCGCCUUCCUCUUGUCACUAACCAUAAAUACAGCCUGGUUCUUCUUCUUCCUCGUUCUCGAUGACAGCAGCUAGACAGUCAGUCCGAUGUCGCAUACAAACUGUGUAGUUCGCUUCAACUCUGAAAAUACAGCCUGGUUCUGACCCUAUGUGUACUCGGGGGGAAAGAAUGGCUUCGUGGCACUGACUUGCCAUGAGCUAUAUCGCUCCUCAGCAACACAAAGAAGGCUGGAUUUUUUAUGCAUCAACUCGUUUGCAUUAACUCGUUUACCCUGGAAUGAUUGCUAUGGUUUGACAGAAACGAUUUUUUUUAACAACUUGAUUGAACUGAAGUUUUUGUGGAAUGGAGUGGUCGCUCGGGUUUAAUGAGUCCAACUGUGUAAACUUUUAAAUUUGCUUUGGCAUGCCUUUCCAAGAAAGUUUUUUCAACCAAGAAUUGUUUCCCAUAAUUUUUCCUAUGUCCCAGCCUGAAGUAUCUACUACAGUGGAAUCCACUUAUAACGAGUCCUGAAGUAACGAGAAGUCUGUUAUAAAAACACUUCUUUAUCUUUGUACAUAAAAUACUAAUAUAACGUAAUCAGACAAACACGUGAGUCGGUUACAGCGGAAUACAGCUGCUACUGUGCACAGCGCAUAUGCCAUUUAUUCAUGUAAAAACCUUGCCAGUGUGAAACUUGUUGGUUAUCUUGCGAAACAAAGAAUGGGAGAGCCCACGUGUGCCAACAAUGAAGGCGGAGCGAAUGAGUGGGGAGAGUGUGGCGUGCACAGACAAGCAGAACGCAUCGUGCGAUAGGCCAGCCUAGUCUAGAUUAUCUAGGCCUACCAUGCCUGUCACUUCUCCGAUGCGGGGAUGGAGAGGUCCUAGUGCUGUACUGUGACGGACAGAGCGAAUGUGUGACGUGGACGGGAUGUGGUACGUUCCCAUUGUGUGCAAGCAGAUGGAACACACCACAUUGUGUGGUGGGGUAGGGGACAACACAAUGGGCGAGUUAGCCUAGAGAAUUUUCUUUCUGAUCGCCAACGCCGAACUGUCAACAUCGCUAGCGCUAGAGAAA
Molecule: messenger RNA, 4646 nt
Organism: Aplysia californica (California sea hare)
Lineage: Eukaryota; Metazoa; Mollusca; Gastropoda; Aplysiida; Aplysiidae
Product: alpha-N-acetylglucosaminidase
Source: RefSeq, a predicted model, not a curated record